Aphidius gifuensis is the source of this 1500-nucleotide messenger RNA. It is a transcript of the gene Spf45, whose product is annotated as splicing factor 45. The record is from RefSeq and is a predicted model, not a curated record. Gene Ontology annotation, biological process: alternative mRNA splicing, via spliceosome; mRNA cis splicing, via spliceosome. Bases 172 to 1416 code for a protein of 414 amino acids. Gene Ontology annotation, molecular function: RNA binding. Gene Ontology annotation, cellular component: precatalytic spliceosome. The transcript has 3 exons. Lineage: Eukaryota; Metazoa; Arthropoda; Insecta; Hymenoptera; Braconidae.
UUGAUUGUAAUUUACAGUAAUUUAUAAACUUGCAAUGUUUUAUAAAAUGUAAAUACACUUGUGACGUAAGAAUUCACCUUCCAGUUUUAUCCAGUGUGUAAAUCAGUGUAAAUCAUAUUGUAAACAAAUAAAUCAAGAUCCAAUUUAAUUAAAAAAUAAAAUAAACAAACAAUGUCUCUCUACGAUGAUUUUGAUAAACACAGAGCAUCUGAUAAAGUUGCUGGUUGGUCAUCAGGUAUAAAAUUACUUCAAUCACAAUUACAACUUAAAAAAGCAGCAGUCACACAGCCAAAACGUGAACAAUUUCGUAAAGUAUCAACUGUACUACCUCCAGUAAUUGAUUUAAAAACAAAAACAACAAAUAAUGAACGUAUUAGUGAUGAUGAUAAUAAUACAUCAACAAACAUAUUUCCAUCAUCAACGACAACAUCAACAACAACCUCCACAAUAUCACCAACAACAACAACAGCAGCAGGACCAACAACAGAUACAAAUUCAUUGAUUAAUAGUGAAUUUGAUUGGAAUGUUGUUAAUGAAUAUGAUCCAAUGUGGCCAAAUGAAUAUGAAAAAGUUGUCAAAGAAUUACGUGAUUUACGUGAUCGUGAAUAUGAUCAAGAGAGUGAACAACGUAAACGUCGUAGAGAUUUAUUACCAAAAAAUGAUGAUGGUCAAAUGAUGAUGGGUAAUACAAAUACAAUGAUUGCACCAGAUAGAGAUGAUGAUCGUUUACCACCAUCAAGAAAUAUGAGUGGUGGUGCUGCAAUUGCACCACCACCAUCAUUAGUUGAUACUUCUGAUUUAUCACAAGCAACAAUUCCAUCAUCAUCAUCAUCAUCACCAGCUACACCAGCUAGAACACCUGGUAUGGGUUAUGCAACAUCAUCAGUUGCUGCUAAAAUAAUGGCUAAAUAUGGUUUUAAAGAAGGACAAGGUCUUGGUAAAAAAGAACAGGGUAUGUCUGUUGCAUUACAAGUUGAAAAAACAAGUAAACGUGGUGGUAGAAUUGUUGGUGAACGUGAACAAUUAAUGCCACCACCACCACCAUUUGUACCAUCACCAGCAUCAUCAUCACAAACAGCACAAUCUGAAGAACCAAGUAUUACAGAAAUUAUGAAAUCACCAAGCAAAGUUGUUUUAUUGAGAAAUAUGGUUGGACCUGGUGAAGUUGAUGAAGAUCUUGAACCAGAAGUUAAAGAUGAAUGUAACACAAAAUAUGGUGAUGUUAUAAGAGUUUUAAUUCAUGAAGUUAUGGAUGUUGUACCAGAAGAAGCUGUUCGUAUAUUUGUUGAAUUUAAAAGAAUUGAAAGUGCUAUUAAAGCUGUUGUUGAUUUAAAUGGUAGAUUUUUUGGUGGUAGACAAGUUAGAGCUGGUUUUUAUUCAUGUGAAAAAUUGGAUAAUUUACAAUUAAUGGAUUAAAUACUUGAAUAAUUAAAUAUUUAUAAUUUUAUAAUCAAAUGUGUAUAUUUAAUAAAAAAAUUUUUUCUUUUUGUCAUUUAAAUA